Molecule: messenger RNA, 1957 nt
Organism: Nematolebias whitei (Rio pearlfish)
Lineage: Eukaryota; Metazoa; Chordata; Actinopteri; Cyprinodontiformes; Rivulidae
Gene: lins1
Product: lines homolog 1
Exons: 6
Coding region: 35-1957 (640 amino acids)
Source: RefSeq, a predicted model, not a curated record
GAAGAAGACACAGAAGAAGGAAAGAGAAGUAAACAUGGCUGCUGCCUGCUCACCGUCGUCCUCUGGUGAACUCUUUCAGGUUAUGACGGAUCUUUACCAGUGUUUUACCAGCGGGUUCUGUCCAGAACCGAGCUGUCGGGAUGUCGCGGUUCAGAUUCUUUCCGGGUUGUGUGGACGGGUGCCGAGAGAAGACACGUGCAGCAGCUGGGAGCUGACCUCCAUCUGUGUGAGUCUGCUGAAGAAGCUCAGCUGUAGUCUGGUUCUCCAGAACCUGCCUGCAGAGUCCGCGGGCCUCUGGGAUGAGAUUCUGAGGGUUCUGCUUGAAGACCUAGAUCUGAUGUCUCAGCUGGUGCAGCUGCUGCAGGCGGAGGAUCAGCUGAUCUCACAUCUGGCUGCAAAGACCGUGUCCCUAUGUGUCCUCUACCGUUUCCGGAAGUCUGGGGAGGUGUGUCCCAUUUGGCAGGAGACGUGUGUCCAGGCGUUCUGCAGCUCCUGUCCUGUUGCAGAGUUGGACGCCUGUCUCUGGUCUCUGACAGAGGUCCUUAAAAAGCUUCUGAAAGGAUCCAACCCAGCGAUUGUUGGACGUCUGGUGUCUUCGUUUGACCUCAGCCUCAGGACUUUAUGUUCCAAGCUGCUCCCUGAAGCCUCCUCAUGUUGGGUGGGUUUUACCUUCAGGAGGUCCUGGGAAACAACGUUCUGCCUUCUGCUGGACCUGCUGGAGGUUCUGACUGCAUCCAGGUUGAUUGUUGGACCAGAGUUCUGCCAGAGACCACUUCAGGUCCGGUUCUCAGCCCUCCUGACAACCAUCAGCUGCUGCACGCAGGACUUUGUUAAAAACCGAACGCUGUUGUUUCUCAAGAGACUUCUACUCCAGAAGGUCGGAGACGACUGGUCUUUGGGAGGACCGAGGUCCGAGGACCUGAACUCGGACCUCAGGGUUCUGUCUCAGAGCGUGCUGGCAGCAGUGGCUGACGGGUGGUUGCAGACGGUUCAGGUAGAACCAGGCGGUUUCUUUGGAGGGACACGACCCGUCCGAGGAGACGAAGGUCCGAAACCAGACGGUGUGAUGUUCCGAGCUGUCAGCCUGGUCCUUCUCAAGUCCACAGAACUUCAGUUCCAAACACUGGAUGCUGCAGGAGUAGACAGUGUCUCUGAGGUCUGUGGGUAUGUCCACAGGUUGUGGGACUUCUUGAACCGGUUCAGCAGGUCUCUGAGAGUGGAUCACCUCUGCUGCUGGGUCCACCUGCUGUUUGAGGAACAGGACGAUGAUCUGAUGGAGGCUCUCAGGACAUGUCUGUCCUUGUUCCUUAUUUCCAGGCGCUGUUCGGGCCUGGAUGCAGACGAUGUCACCGAGCUGAAGCGGGCCUGUGAUUCUGGCUUCAACCCUCACUGCCACUUUGUCCUUCUGCUUCAGAGCUUCUCGUUUGACCACACCGUUCUGCUGGACUUCCUGAUCUCCUCUGAGACCUGCUUCCUGGAGUACUUUGUACGAUACCUGAAGUUCCUCAGAGGAUCUUGGCCGGGUUUUACUGCUGCGUGUGGAUCCAGAACCAGUGGAUCAGAACAUGUUCACUUGUUGGAAGAGUUGAGUUCAGGUGCACGGCUUCGCCUUGUAGAGUAUGAUAGUUCUGAUGAGUCUGGUUCAGAACCCGCUGAGGACUUUUCUGUAGGGGAAGAGCGUCCAGUUUCUGUCGAAGCAGCAUCCAAGAGUCCAUCAGAAUCAUCAAGACCUGCAGAACCGUCCUUACAGAGUCAACAGACCUGUCCAGGUGAGCAUCCUCUGCUGAGACAGGUAGGCAGUGAGACGAUGGACCGAGCCGUCCUCUGCCUGUGGGAUCUUCGGCAGGCGGUGACAAGGCUGCAGAAGAAGGAGCUCUUCCCGUACAACGCUUCAUCGCUGCUGAAGCUCCUGGCUCAGGUGGAGACGUCUUCCAGACGGUUCCGUCCAGUCGUUUAA